This is a messenger RNA of Vollenhovia emeryi, 2616 nucleotides long. It is a transcript of the gene Kap-alpha3, whose product is annotated as importin subunit alpha-3. Lineage: Eukaryota; Metazoa; Arthropoda; Insecta; Hymenoptera; Formicidae. The transcript has 9 exons. Gene Ontology annotation, cellular component: nucleoplasm; cytoplasm; nucleus. The coding region runs from base 473 to 2017 and encodes 514 amino acids. Gene Ontology annotation, molecular function: nuclear import signal receptor activity; protein binding. The record is from RefSeq and is a predicted model, not a curated record. Gene Ontology annotation, biological process: NLS-bearing protein import into nucleus.
AUUUCGCCGAACGUUCCUUUCGCGCUCUUUUGGGAACGCUCGAGGAAACAUCCGUGGUCUGUUCUGUUCCCGCACGGCCUGCUUUGCCAGUCGCAUUCGCUCCCGAUCGUGGGAAAAAAAAAAAGAGAAGAGGGAAUAUCCGUGAAGAGAGGUGGUGCGCACGAGAGAGCCGAGGCGGUGCUGCAUAACGCAACGGCGGCAAUUAUUACGCGAUCGGGUGUUACGCGUGAUACUGCAUAUUGACGUAUCUACGUACACCGCAUCGAGCGACCCUUCGGGACGGAAUGCAGUUAUCUGUGUAGACCGAAGUAAGACGCAGGGCCAUCGCAGCGGAACGAGGCACUCGAGGAGCGAAGUCGGGAGUUUAUCGUGACAACGGGAUCGUACAUCUCGCGAUAGCGCGACGGCGGAGGACUGCGGUACCGGCACACAUUCGUCCAGCACACGAGCACGGGAAUUGGUUAUUGAAAAAAUGGCGGCCGAGGCAAUGCUGAAUAAGAACCGAAUGAUGGUGUUUAAGAACAAAGGCAAGGACCAGGAGGAAAUGAGAAGAAGACGUAAUGAGGUGACGGUAGAACUACGUAAAAAUAAGCGAGAGGAAACCUUGCAAAAGAGGAGAAAUGUACCUAUCACAGAUUCAACAGAUGAGGAUGACAUUGAUAAGCAGCUUGCAAAGAUCAAUUUGGAAGAAUUGGUAGCAAAGGCAGGUAGCUUAGAUCCUACAGUACAAUUACAAGCUGUACAAUCGGCAAGGAAAUUAUUGUCAUCAGAUCGUAACCCACCCAUUGAUCCAUUGAUAGAGAGUGGUAUUUUACCAAUCUUGGUUCGCUGUCUUGAACAACAUAACAAUCCAUCGUUGCAAUUCGAAGCGGCCUGGGCUUUAACAAAUAUUGCAAGUGGAACAUCUGCCCAAACACAAGCUGUAGUUGCCGCUGGUGCAGUGCCACUGUUCUUGCAUUUGUUGCUUUCAAGUCAACAGAAUGUAUGUGAACAAGCAGUAUGGGCCUUAGGUAACAUUAUUGGAGAUGGUCCAGUACCUAGAGACUACGUUAUUAAUCUUGGUGUUGUAAAGCCAUUGCUAACAUUUAUUAAACCAGACAUACCAAUUACAUUUCUACGUAACGUAACUUGGGUUAUCGUAAACUUAUGUAGGAAUAAAGAUCCACCGCCGCCAGUUCAAACCAUAAAGGAGAUUUUGCCUGCUCUAAAUAUGCUUAUUCAUCACAAUGAUGUUAAUAUUCUUGUUGACACUGUAUGGGCCUUGAGUUAUUUAACUGACGGUGGUAACCAGCAAAUUCAAAUGGUUAUAGACAGCGGUGUUGUCCCUCGUUUAAUACCACUUCUUUCGCACAAGGAAGUCAAAGUGCAAACUGCUGCUCUUAGAGCAGUUGGUAAUAUCGUGACUGGUACAGAUGAGCAAACGCAAACUGUUCUAAAUUGUGAAGCACUUACGCAUUUCCCCAAUUUACUGACUCAUCCAAAAGAGAAAAUUUGUAAAGAAGCAGUCUGGUUUCUUUCAAAUAUUACUGCCGGUAAUCAAUCUCAAGUUCAAGCAGUUAUAGACGCAGGACUUUUAUCACUCAUUAUUCGUAAUUUAGCAAAGGGAGAAUUCCAAACACAAAAAGAAGCAGCAUGGGCCAUUAGUAACCUUACGAUAAGUGGUAAUAGAGAUCAAGUUGCACGGCUUAUACAAGAAGGAGUUAUUGGUCCAUUUUGUGACCUCUUGUCAUGUAAAGAUACUCAAGUUGUACAGGUGGUAUUGGACGGAAUUCAUAAUAUGCUUAAACUUGCUGGAUCGCAAGUUGAACAUUUGGCGAACAUGAUUGAGGAAUGUUCCGGUCUGGAUAAAAUUGAGGCAUUGCAAAACCAUGAAAAUGUAGAUAUUUACAAACUAGCAUAUGACAUUAUCGAGCAAUACUUUUCAGAAGAGGCGGAUGAUGCACCAUUGGCACCGCACGAAGGUGCUUUUGAGUUUGAUCAGACGACGAGUAUUCCGAGUGAAGGUUUUAAAUUCUGAGAGGGUCUCCACUUCUUAUCCGAUCGUGCCGUCCCCCGACAAACUCCAACGUGGAGCUAUUUUGCUUUCUCUUUUCUAUUUCUACAUUUCCUUCCUACUCCAAUGAAAGCAUAGCAAUAUGAAUUUAAUGCUACCGAUUCAAUGAUUAUUGCGUUUGUUCUUACAAACAUACAGUGUGAUUCAUAGACUUUUCCGUAUUCGGAAAGAACGCAGCAAGAGACAAGAGCCAAUUAUGGAAUGAAGGAGUUUGUAACCAUCCAAUUGUGCGUCUGUGGACUUUAAUUUUUUUCCCCUUUUCUUAUAAUGUAUGUUACCUUUUUCUUUUAUAAUAUACGAUAAAUGCGUAUUAGCUGUCUUUAGCUAAACGCAACUAGCUACAUAACGCAUGAGUAAAUUAUUCUAGAAGUCGAAUAACAAUAAGGUGUUAAGUUAAUGGAAAAAAAAAGGAUCUUUCUAUCGUGCUUGAUCAUACUGCUCUCCUCUCUAACUCAGGAUGAGUCUUGGUUAGCGAUAUUACUUUUAUAAAAUAAUUCGUGUAUAUUUUAGGCAUGUUAAAUUUAUAAUGAUAUUGAUUACUAAAUAAAUGAAUCAAUUGACUA